Scomber japonicus (chub mackerel) is the source of this 1956-nucleotide messenger RNA. RefSeq names its product methyl-CpG binding domain protein 3a (gene mbd3a). NCBI's taxonomy places the organism in Eukaryota, Metazoa, Chordata, Actinopteri, Scombriformes, Scombridae. The record is from RefSeq and is a predicted model, not a curated record. The coding region runs from base 118 to 855 and encodes 245 amino acids. The transcript is spliced from 7 exons.
GAUCGAUAACAAACCAGACACGGUGGAAAUUCAUGAGCGCAAUAAUAGACAGCUCGCUGGCUUUUUUACAUGUAAUAAGCCAGAAUUAAAGCCAAGCCAACCAACACAACGUGGACCAUGGAAAGGAAAAGUUUACCUGUUAAGCGCUUCCUCAACAAGCCUCAGAUAGUCCGUGGCAUGGGCAGCGGUCUUCACACAGACAUGAAUUCCGGCCACUCCCGGCCUGGACGGUUGCUCCUGACCAAAGUGCAGCGCAGCAGGCACAAGUAUCCCCAUGACAUCAACCAUCAAAUCAGGGCCAAGCCUGACUUAAACACAACACUACCAGUUCGACAGACGGCAUCCAUCUUCAAGCAGCCAGUGACCAAGGUGACGAAUCACCCCAACAACAAGGUGAAGGCAGAUCCGCAGAAGGCUGUGGACCAACCAAAGCAGCUGUUCUGGGAGAGGAAGCUAAGUGGGUUAAGUGCAUUUGAUAUUGCAGAGGAGCUGGUGAAAACUAUGGAUCUUCCCAAAGGUUUACAGGGUGUUGGUCCUGCAUCUUCAGACAAAACGCUUCUGUCCGCCAUUGCCAGUGCCCUGCACACCAGCCCAGCACCUGUCACUGGACAGCUUACAGCUGCAGUGGAGAAAAAUCCUGGAGUUUGGCUCAACACAACACAGCCUCUCUGCAAGGCCUUUGUUGUGACUGAUGAUGAUAUCAGGAAGCAGGAGGAUCUGGUGCAGAAGGUGAGGCGGCGGCUCGAGGAAGCCCUUAUGGCCGAUAUGUUGGCUCAUAUAGAGGACACUGCUGCCGACGCAGCAGCCAACAAAGUGGAGGAGAAGGUUGAGCAGGGGGAGAAGGAAGAAUUAUAGCCAAGGCUCGAUCGACAUCAGUAUUGCUAGUUAACUCCUUUCAUACUGAAGACUUGUUUUAAUCGGCUUCAUAAGAUUUUUUCACACUUUUAUUUGAAAUUGACCAUAAACACAGACAUUCUGUAGAUUUUGAAAACCUAAACAAAAACUGUUUUCUUGACAUUGUGUUUUUUUUGUGUUGUUGUUAAACGUGACGGUUUAAUCCUGAAAAGGUGCUUUCAGUUUCAGUUCAAUUUUUUUUUUUUUUUUUACCUCUACUAAUAUAUGGCAGUUGUGUAUGGUGCUCUAUACAAUGCAGUGUUGUAUGUUCAAGCUCAAGUUAAAAACACAAACCUGAUGUAUGUGAAUGAGAAAUUAUGUAUGUGAGUGUGUGUGUGUCUGUUUUUAAUACCAGCUAAUGCUGAGAAGUGUGUUUUUUUGUUUUUUUUCUUCCUACUGUUUGACGAGAACAUGUUUCCUCUUUUAUCUCCCUCUCUGGCACUGCAGGUAGUGUUUUAUGCCCAGAAGCACAGAAAAGGUUGCAGUAUGUUUACAUGCACACAGUACUCUUGUGUCUGUGAAUAAUCAAACAAAGGUUUGAUUAAAGGUGUAACAGUUCAAAGUAGUGUUUUUAUUACAAAAACCUGAGUUUACAUGGUUUUGAAGUUUAGGUCAUGUUAUCUUUUUUUUAUUGACAAAAAAAAUUGUCAGUAUUGUUUUGCCAACUACAUUUGAUUGAAGACGUAACAGAAAAGGUUUAUACCCUCAGAAAAUAUAAAAACAUACAACGCUGAUGUACCUCACUACCUGAUGUACUGUACCUCAUUACAAGAUUCAUUAUUUGUCAAAUAAAUGCAGCUCUUUUUUCACUGGUGUUGUGUGUAGAGUUUUUGUCAUUACUGCUGUUAGAUUUAUUAUGUGAGAUGCAAACGGUAACCUUUUUUUCAAGUCUGUCUUAAAACACACAGAAUAGUCCAUUCUUGUUCAGCUGAAACUAAUACGAGGCUUCAGCAGUCAUUGUGUUAAAUCAAGUUGGCAUAUAUUCCAAAUUGACAGUCUUUUUCAUAUUAAAUUAUUUUCUUUGUCUUACUGUCCUUUAAAGCUGCAACAAUGUAUUGGUUG